Tympanuchus pallidicinctus (lesser prairie-chicken) is the source of this 853-nucleotide messenger RNA. RefSeq names its product pleckstrin homology domain containing B2 (gene PLEKHB2). The transcript is spliced from 8 exons. NCBI's taxonomy places the organism in Eukaryota, Metazoa, Chordata, Aves, Galliformes, Phasianidae. Gene Ontology annotation, cellular component: membrane. The record is from RefSeq and is a predicted model, not a curated record. The coding region runs from base 102 to 764 and encodes 220 amino acids. Gene Ontology annotation, biological process: regulation of cell differentiation.
GGCCGGGGCGGUGCGGCGGGCUGACGUCACGGCGGGGCUGGCACUGCUCGCCGGCGGAGCGAGGCCACGGCGGGAGCGGGACGGCGGCAGAUUAAGCAACAAUGGCGUUUGUGAAGAGUGGCUGGCUGCUUCGUCAAAGCACUAUUUUGCGGCGCUGGAAGAAGAACUGGUUUGACCUGUGGUCUGAUGGCCGUUUGAUAUUCUAUGAUGAUCAGAAUCGCCAUGAUAUAGAAGAUAAAAUCCACAUGAGAAUCCAUUGCAUCAACCUCAGAGUGGGGAAUGAAUGUCGAGAUUUCCAGCCUCCAGAGGGAAAGCAGAGAGACUGUUUACUGCAGAUUGUUUGUCGGGAUGGUAAGACCAUCAACCUCUGUGCAGAAAGUGCAGAUGACUGUUUGGCAUGGAAAAUUGCUCUUCAGGAUGCCAGAAGAAACACAGGCUACGUGGGAUCUGAUGUGAUGUAUGAUGAGACAGCAAUUUCCUCAGCCCCUCCUCCCUAUACAGCUUAUGCUACCCCAUCACCUGAGGUCUAUGGCUAUGGCUAUGGUCAGUACCACGGUGCAUAUCCCACUGUGGGUCCUCACAUCUUCUAUGCCUCCACUGGACAAGCCUACCAGUAUCCAUACCACGGACCAUAUGGCCAACCCCCUGCAAACCACGUCAUCAUUCGAGAGCGUUACCGUGACAGCGAUGGAGAUCUUGCACUGGGCAUGCUUGCUGGAGCAGCGACUGGAAUGGCUCUGGGAUCAUUAUUCUGGGUCUUCUAGACUACUCAUUCCUUAUCUUUGUAGUUCCAAAACCUUUAUUGUGUGCAAUAAUAUACUGGCAAUGUUGUUUACUGUUAAACUUUCAAAAA